AUGCCUUCACGUAUACUGCAGCGCCUUAGCGAGAAGGACGCGGACGUGACUCCGAAAAGUACCAUCACUGUUGGUCAGCCCCGCAACCCCACUUACGCAAUCUUCCUUAAUCGUUGUCGUCUUCUCUAUGAAGAACGGUCUAGAUCACUGAGUAUCCCCAAACUGUCUCCAAAUCUCUUUUCACCACUAAGACCCAAGUCCUCAUUGGAGGAAACUAAUCCCAACUCACGUACUAAAUUGUCCUUUUUCCUAAAGAUGGAUGUUACAUCACUGGGCUGCUCUCUCAUCUUCCAGACUGAGCUUGUUCUUUUUUGUUUCCUUCAGCCAUCGCAACCGGUCCCUGUGGGACUAUCGCACAAUUUGGUGGAUAAAUGGGAAAUCUCGAAAUCCUCCAUCGUCCUCAAGGAACGAAUAGGCAAGGGCCAGUUCGGGGAGGUAUACCGGGCUGUCUGGAAUGGCACAACUCUCGUUGCCGUUAAAACUCUCCGAGCCAGUAAGUCCAAGUUGGCUGACACCCCUCCCCACCCUUCCCGUCCACCAAUGAGCACAGACUGUCGUUUGACCGCAGAAUUCAUCUGGAUUUAG
Dibothriocephalus latus is the source of this 585-nucleotide messenger RNA. The record is from the annotation of a GenBank genome assembly. Lineage: Eukaryota; Metazoa; Platyhelminthes; Cestoda; Diphyllobothriidea; Diphyllobothriidae.